CAUGCCACGCAGUGUUCACAAAAAACCAGGGGAAACUGACUUCACCCCAGUAUCCUAACUACCCACAAAACUCGCGUUGUCAGUGGAUUAUCAGAAUGGAAAAAGGGAAGAAGAUUAAAGUGAAGUUUACGUAUAUACGUUUGAAAGGUAAUGCUUGUGAUAGGCUCCAUUCCUGUAAUAUACAGUUGUCUGAUUAUAAUUCCAUCCCAGUCACAUGUGAGAAGAGUGCUUCUAGGUUUGACUCUACCAAACAGCACAGAUUUCCCUUGGCUACUCAGCUUUCCUCCUGUAGUAUAACUGGAUCGAUAAGAGAUUAUCCUUACUGGAACUCCAGAGCUAUCCAGUAGAAAUAAGUUAGUUUAGUUUAGGUUUCCUCCUAUAGUAACACUCGAUCAAUAAGAGAUAAUCCUUACUGGACGCCUGGGAAGAACAGUUUAGAACGGAUAGAGCUAUCCAGUACAAAUAAAGCUAGUUUAGUUUAGGUUUCCUCCUGUAGUAACACUGGAUCAAUAAGAGAUAAUCUUUACUGGACGCCUACCAAGAACAGUUUAAAAAUACAGUUUUUGAAAGCGGAAUUCUGGCGUUUGAAAACCAAGUUCUGCCAUUUGUAAAGGGAGUUCUGCCAUUUGAAAAGGGAGUUCUGGCAUUUGAAAACGGAGUUUUGGCAUUUGUAAAGGGGAGUUCUUGCAUAGCCUAAGAAGAAAAGUAUAGAAUGGAUAGAGCCAGUAUAAAUAAAGUUAGUUUAGUUUAGGUUUCCUCUUGUAGUAACACUGGAUCAAUAAGGGAUCAUCCUUACUGGAUCUCUAUAGGGAGAACAGUUUAGAACUGAUAGAGCUAACCAGCAUCAACAAAGUUAGUUCAGUUUUAUCAAACAUCAGCCGUAAAUGAGGAAGAUGCUAUUUCGCUGGCCUCAGAGCGACAAAACGUAACAAAGGAACGGUUUUACUAACACUAAUCCUAUUCCAAACACCAACUCUAAUCCUAACCCUAACCUAACCCUACUCCAAGUUUGUUUCUAAACUAAUCUUGAAGAAGAAAGUUUUGACAAAAUGUCAUUCUGAGGUUAGCGAAAUAACUUCUUCCAAACUUGAUCUUUCCUUCUUCUAGCCAACCGAUCAAGAUGCUCCACAGAUAACAUAAUCGUAAGAAAUGGGGAGAACAGCAAAGCGCCAAUCUUGAAACUAUUCUGUAGCAACAAAAAUUCACCUGUGAUUGUUCAGUCGUCGGGCAAUGUGGUAACCCUGCAGUUAAGAACGAGCAACAACCUGCGAACGGGCGGUUUCAAGGCGGAGUGGACUUCUACGAAUAUACGAAAGGAAGGUGGGUGAGAAAUUCAGCAGUUUCUAGUGUUGUUGGCAAAGUGGUUUGCGCAUGCGUCUUUCAUUCAGUUGUCUCGUUAUAAUUUCACGUCAAUCACAUGUGAGAAGAGUGCUUCCAGUUUGACUCUACCAAACACAAACAGGUUUUCUCCAGGUAGUACUACUUUACUGGACAUGUAGGAAUAAAUAAAGUUAGUUUAGUUUAUGUUUCCUCCUGUAGUAACACUGGAUCAAUAAGAGAUUACUCUUACUGGACCUCUAGGAAGAACAGUUUAGAACUGAUAGAACUAUCCAGUAUAAAUAAAGUUAGUUUAGUUUAGGUUUCCUCCUGUAGUAACACUGGAUCAAUAAGAGAUGAUUCUUACUGGAUCUCUAGGAAGAACAGUUUAGAACUGAUAGAACUAUCCAGUGUAAGUAAAGUUAGUUUAGUUUAGAUUUCCUUCUGUAGUAACACUGGAUCAAUAAGAGAUGAUCCUUACUGGACCUCUAGGAAGAACAGUUUAGAACUGAUAGAGCUAUCCAGUGUAAAUAAAGUUAGUUUAGUUUAGGUUUCCUCCUGUAGUAACACUGGAUCAAUAAGAGAUUACUCUUACUGGACCUCUAGGAAGAACAGUUUAGAACUGAUAGAGUUAUCCAGUGUAAAUAAAGUUAGUUUAGUUUAGAUUUCCUUCUGUAGUAACACUGGAUCAAUAAGAGGUGAUCCUUACUGGACAUCUAGGAAGAACAGUUUAGAACUGAUAUACUAUCAGUUCCCUUGGGCCUGCACGCAGGCUAGAACUGAUAGAGCUAUCCAGUAUAAAUAAAGUUAGUUUAGGUUUCCUCCUGUAGUAACACUGGAUCAAUAAGAGAUGAUCCUUACUGGACAUCUAGGAAGAACAGUUUAGAACUGAUAGAGCUAUCCAGUAUAAAUAAGUAUAGGUUAUUUUGAGGCAACGAGGGGAUAUGUGAUUUAUUCAUCGAGGCGCGCAGCGCCGAGGUGAAUAAACACAUAUCCCCGAGGUGCCUCAAAAUAACGUACUUAUUUUUCACACUGCGAGGUCGCGUUAAUGAGUCAGAAAAGAAAUAAUUCUUAAUGCCAUUUUGCCUUCGCGAUGUUGUUUUUUCCUCAUUUUUUGUGCUGCAAAGACAUUGCAGGUGAAUAUUAGAGGAGAUUAUUAAUUGCAGGUGAAUAUUAGAGGGGAUUAUUAAACGGAAAUUGAUUAGAGGAGAAUAUUGAAUAUAUUCCCCGACAAGAACAAAGGAAACCGAGCAGGGUGAAAAAUAAGUAUAGUUUAGGUUUCCUCCUGUAGUAACACUGGGUUAAUAACAGAUGAUCCUUACUGGACCUCUGGGGAGAACAGAUCAGAAUUGAUAGAGUUAUCCAGUAUAAAUGAAGUUUCGUUUUUCUUUCUUCAUUUUUCAACAGUACCGUGUGGUAAACUGUUCACCGGUAAUUCAGGCAGUUUCACUUCACCCCUCUAUCCACAAAAGUACCCAAAUAAAAAGGAAUGUACCUGGGAGAUCCGCGUACCCCUUGAUCGGCUGCUGCAAGUCAAGUUCCAGGACUUCAAUUUGGAAAAGCAUAGCAAGUGUUCUUAUGAUAAAGUGGAAAUUUAUGAUGGUGGCACGCUAAAAUCACCGAAACGCACUUUCUGUGGAGACCAAAAUCCUGGUAAGGUAUAGUGGAUGGGAAUGGCGUGGAGGGGGGUUAUUGUGAUGAUGAUGGUUUGAUGAUGAUGGUGAUGAUGAUGGUGGUGGUGGUGAUGGUGGUGAUGAUGAUGGAUGGUGGUGAUGAUGAUGGUGGUGGUGAUGAUGGUGAUGAUGAUGGUGAUGGUGAUGAUGGUGGUGAUGAUGAUGAUGAUGAUGAUGAUGGAUGGUGGUGAUGAUGGUGAUGAUGGUGGUGAUGGUGGUGAUGAUGAUGAUGGAUGGUGGUGAUGAUGGUGAUGAUGGUGGUGAUGAUGAUGGAUGGUGGUGGUGAUGAUGGUGAUGGUAGUGGUGAUGAUGGUGAUAAUGAUGAUGGUAGUGAUGAUUUGAUGAUGGUAAUGAUGAUGGUAAUGAUGAUGGUAGUGAUGAUGAUUUGAUGGUGGUAGUGAUAAUGGUAGUGAUGAUGGUGGUGGUGGUAAUGACUAUUAUAGUGAUGAUGUAAUGGUGAUGAUGAUGAAUGGUGAUGAUGGUGAUGAUGGUGAUGAUGAAUGGUGAUGAUGAUGAAUGGUGAUGAUGGUGGUGAUAAUGGUUAUAAUAGUGGUAAUAUUGCUGAUGUUAACACACCAUUUAUUCUCCUAGGAACAAUAACAGCUUUCACCAAUCGGAUGCUAAUCAAAUUUAGAAGUGAUGCAACAAGAAAUUAUCGUGGAUUUAAACUUCUGUGGUUCACAUCCAGAAGAAAACUGCUCGGUUAACUAUCAAGGUAAAAUACUGUUUCAUAAUGACAGCUUUUUAAUAUUUUACCGACUUAGACUACGUUUCCACUAUACCAAAUAGCUUUGCGUAGCGGCGCGAAAACCACCUAUCCAAUACGGAAUGUACAACUUUCAGAAGCUGAACGAAGCAACAUCUCUCCGUUGCAAUAAUUCUUCUGAAAAUAACGUUCCUAAAAGGUACGGAUAGAUGUUUUUCACAGAAAGCUAUCCAGUAGUGUAAACUAGUCUGAGUUGCCUUAUGAAAAGGAACUGUCAAAGGGAAUUAGAUUAUCCAUUAUAAAUUGUUCUUUGAAUCAUUUAUAGAAAUACAUUCUGCCUAGAGAAAUAUAUGACUUGGGUUGCCAACAAGACGUGAUGUUGAGCAUGUCAUAGCGACUACAUCUAUUGUAUUGUGCUAAGGUGUGCUACGGCUGAGGUGUUGGGUUCUUUUGGAGAAUUCAGUAUAUAUACACGUAUUUUAAAGACGUAGGUUAAAAUAUUUAGUUAUUUUUUGUAAAUAUUGACAUGAUAGCAUUUUGGCGAGUGUGUUAUAGCGAAAUGCUGGGUACGUGAUAGAUUUUGUAUAGAUUAUACUGUAGUGUUAAAAUUUGUCUUUAAUUAUGUUUGAACUGAAAAUUCUUGUUUAUAUAACGGUAUAAAAUAGAAAACCAACACUACAUUUGUAAAGGGCGUUUGAAACGGAAGUUCUGGCAUUUGAAAACCAAGUUCUGGCAUUUGAAAAGGGAGUUCUGGCAUUUGAAAAGGGAGUUCUGGCAUUGGAAAAGGGAGUUCUGGCAUUUGAAAAGGGAGUUCUGGCAUUUGAAAACCAAGUUCUGGCAUUUGAAAACCAAGUCCUGGUAUUUGAAAACCAAGUUCUGGUAUUUGAAAAGGGAGUUCUGGCAUUUGAAAAGGGAGUUCUGGCAUUUGUAAAGGGAGUUCUGGCAUUUGAAAACCAAGUUUUGGUAUUUGAAAACCAAGUUCUGGUAUUUGAAAAGGGAGUUCUAGCAUUUGAAAAGGUAGUUCUAGCAUUUGAAAAGGUACUUCUGACUUCUGGCAUUGUUUCGGUAAAAAAAAGAAUGCGCACGAAACACCAAUAUUGUAAUAUUAAUAAAUAAUAAUAGUUUAUAAGCAAGCAUUAAAGACAUUUCAAAUAGUCUUUCACGGACGACAAUAUUAAAAUGUAAUUCGUUUUGGUACAAAAAAGACGGCGCUUGUAUAAUGUUUUCGCAUUUACACCAAACAAAAUAACAUAAAACAAAAAAGACUUUCUUCGCAAUUCACCCAACGCAUUCUCUUAGCGCGGUUUAGCAACUUAGGAUUAUUACACUAGAAUAUAAACUCAUUCACUCUUCUUGCUUAACGCUACUUGCAUCUUCUUCCAAAACCUCAUUUGUGUUGUCCUCUGCUUGCAUAGAGUUAUUUUCCGGUUGCACAGUGUCACAAUUCUGUUGUUCAAUGUUAGCAAUGUCCUUGUUUGCCUGUUGUUGCUCUAAUAGCUUCCUCGCUUUCUUUCGUUGAUUAUACGCUGCUUUCUUACGUUUCAAAGCUUCUUUUUUGAUCGAGAGAUCAUCUUUGAAUAUUUCUUUAAUUUGUUCAUCAGUCGCAUAGUUGCUCGACUUUAGUAACGUCAAGAAAACACCUCCGCUCGUUCGCCUAAAAGGAAUGAAACGAUUCAAUUGAUUUGUGAGCUCACGAGAAAAUACUCCGAAGCUUUAGUUAAACAUAAUGGUUAAUACGUAAACAUGUCGAGGUUGUUGUAGUACAGCCAUAUUUUCAAAUAUACUGUACUUUAACAAGCAAAUUUACUGUACUGUGCUACAGCAACUGUCCAGUCACGCAUACGUGAUAAAAAGCCGAUAUAAACUUUAUAAACAAAAGAUAAUGUAAAAAACCCAGAAUAAUGGUAAUAUUGGGAUAGUAGCGUUGCAGACUGCAGAGGAGAGUGGGCAGUAAGGCUCCCUCGUGCACCACCCCAUGGAAAACUUGC
This is a messenger RNA of Paramuricea clavata, 5684 nucleotides long. NCBI's taxonomy places the organism in Eukaryota, Metazoa, Cnidaria, Anthozoa, Malacalcyonacea, Plexauridae. The record is from the annotation of a GenBank genome assembly.